AGCACUGCCGGCGACGGCUCCUUCUUCUCGUCCUGUGUCUCCGCUCGCCCGCUUGCAGCUCGUCGGCCGCGCUCCCGUCUCCGCUCGCCGCUACCGCAGCCCCCGGCCCGCUCCGGUUCUGUCUCUCUUCGCCUGUGCCCUCUGGUCCCAGCGCUGCGCUGCGCUUUCCCCGCCGGCCGCCCCCGCAGCCUAUGGCCCUGGAAGGCGCCGUUGCCGCCGCCUGUAUUUCUGCUGUAGGUUCCCACAUCCCUCUUUAAAAAUUCCGCCUAAAAAGAGAAGACGAUUUACCAAAUCUUUCGGGCCGUUAUCUCACGGCAAAAUCUCUGAUCAAGUUUACAACUAUCCAGAGGGCUUAGGAGAAGUGCUUUAUAGAGAGCAGUUCGACUUCAACGCUGAGCCACCUUGGGAACCUAGCUGAUGAUAGUAGGGUUCCAUCUCCUAACUUGUCCAUUUUGUUGCAUAAUUUAAGGACCCGGAUAUAAGGCUUGGAAGCCCAUCCCUUGUGUUUCUUGGUUUAUGACUGUCGGCUUUGUGGAAUACGGCUGAGAUGAAAGGAUUUCUUGAGGAUGCAAAUUACUCCAUUGGUCUGUUGGAUGAAGGAGCAACUCUUGCAGAUGUUAUUGACAACUGUAUUUAUGAACAUACUCAUCAAAUAAAUAGGUAAACUACUGGCAACAUGUCAUGUCUCCAACCACUGGCUGGCUCACAGAGGAUAGCUGCCUCCUGCUGCUUUCAUUUACUCCUUUAGCUCAAGGGGUAGAGGCCUGUGCCAUGGAUCUAAAGCUCCAGAUCCCAUUCCUGCUGGUGACCCGUACAGGGGACUGGAAAAAAGGCAUUUUAUGUUGGAGAUCUUGGAAAGCUUGUAAGGAAUAACAUGCAAUGGCAGAAUGUGAUGGCACCAAUAAAGCCAUUUUAUCCUGUAAAAUGCAAUUCUACUCCAGGUGUACUCGAAAUUCUGGGAACCCUUGGUGUUGGUUUUGCAUGUUCCAGUAAAUCUGAAAUGGCAUUGGUACAAGACCUGGGCAUUUCUCCUGAAAACAUCAUAUACACAAACCCUUGCAAGCAAGCCUCUCAGAUCAAGUAUGCAGCAAAAGCAGGGAUAAACAUCAUGACUUGUGACAAUGAUAUUGAGCUGAAGAAAAUUUCACGGAACCAUCCAAACGCCAAGCUCUUACUGCACAUUGCCACAGAAGACAUUACUGCUGGUGAGGAGAUGAAUAUGAAGUUUGGCACCACCCUGAAGAACUGUAGGCACCUUAUGGAAUGUGCUAAGGAGCUGGGAGUCCAAAUAAUUGGUGUCAAAUUUCAUGUUUCGGGCUCUUGCAAGGAUCUGCAAACAUACAUUCAUGCUCUGUCUGAUGCUCGGUGUGUGUUUGACAUGGCUGAAGAAUUUGGCUUUAAGAUGAACAUGUUGGAUAUUGGUGGCGGCUUCACAGGUUCAGAACUUCAGCUGGAAGAGGUUAAUCACGUCAUCAGGCCAUUGCUGGAUGUCUACUUUCCUAAAGAAUCUGGUGUUAAUGUGAUUGCAGAGCCUGGAUGUUAUUAUGUUUCAUCUGCAUUUACACUGGCAGUGAAUGUCAUUGCAAAGAAGACUGUUGAGUAUGAUAAACUUCUUCCUUCUGGAGUGGAGCAAACCAGGAAUGAUGAUGAACCAGUAUUUACAUAUUACAUAAAUGAUGGUGUUUAUGGUUCUUUUGCAAGUAAAUUGUCUGAGAAACUGAAUACUAUCCCAGAGGUUCACAAGAAAUACAAGGAAGAUGAGCCUCUGUUUGCAAGCAGCCUUUGGGGUCCAUCCUGUGAUGAGCUUGAUCAAAUUGUGGAAAACUGUCUUCUUCCCGAGUUGAGCGUUGGAGAUUGGCUGAUCUUUGACAAUAUGGGCUCUGGUACCUUGGGUGAACAGUCUGCCUUUAACGACUACCAGAGGCCACUGAUUUACUACAUGAUGUCUUUCAGUGACUGGGAUGAGAUGCAAGAUGCUGGAAUUGCUUCAGACACAUUGAUGAAGAACUUCUUCUUUGUGCCUUCGUGCAUUCAGCUGAGCCCGGAAGAACGCUUUUCCACUGCAGCUUAAACAGGCAUUAACGCUUCCUUUAGACCUGCAGUUGCAAGUCUGUAGUUUGUCUGGUCAACAUUCCAAUGUGGAAGAAAUGGAACAAUCUUGAAUUCAAUUCAUUCUCUUCAAAACUUGAAAAAAUAGUAAUAGUAAUGGGGACCAGGCAAAACAAGCUACAGCUACAAUUCAGUGGGGGGUGGGAGGGUUAGAUAACGGUGUCCAAAUUCAAAAUCAAGUUCAUUCAACCCCUGAGCGUUAAAUAUGCAACAAAAUGGAUGACUUAGUGGAGAUGGAAACCCAUCACUUGGGUUCUUCAACAGUUUACAUACAAGUACACAGUUUUUAUACUAAGGAUUCCUGUUAGAAAAGUCUUGUAAAGUUAUUGUCUUUCGCCCAGAUAUAUCAAAUGUCAGUGGGAGACCAGUGUGACUUCAUUAGAUGUUUUAGUGUAUUUAGAAUGUGUAAAUUUGUGCUUUGAACUGUAGUUUAAUAAAUGUAAAAUUGCAUCAUAGUAUUUGUUGUAUUUGACCCGUGAUGUAUCCCUUGUAUGAUUGCAAUAAAACUUUGUGUAGAUUUUA
Passer domesticus (house sparrow) is the source of this 2631-nucleotide messenger RNA. It is a transcript of the gene AZIN1, whose product is annotated as antizyme inhibitor 1. NCBI's taxonomy places the organism in Eukaryota, Metazoa, Chordata, Aves, Passeriformes, Passeridae. Gene Ontology annotation, cellular component: cytoplasm. Gene Ontology annotation, molecular function: ornithine decarboxylase activator activity; ornithine decarboxylase activity. The record is from RefSeq and is a predicted model, not a curated record. The transcript has 13 exons. Bases 875 to 2071 code for a protein of 398 amino acids. Gene Ontology annotation, biological process: positive regulation of polyamine transmembrane transport; negative regulation of protein catabolic process.